Piliocolobus tephrosceles (Ugandan red Colobus) is the source of this 2705-nucleotide messenger RNA. It is a transcript of the gene L1CAM, whose product is annotated as L1 cell adhesion molecule. Gene Ontology annotation, molecular function: protein binding. Gene Ontology annotation, cellular component: neuron projection. The record is from RefSeq and is a predicted model, not a curated record. The transcript is spliced from 17 exons. NCBI's taxonomy places the organism in Eukaryota, Metazoa, Chordata, Mammalia, Primates, Cercopithecidae. Bases 192 to 2705 code for a protein of 837 amino acids.
UUACCCAGAUGUUAGUCACUAACGUCCUUCCGUUCUCUCGUCUCUCUUCCCCCACCCUUCCCUUUCCUUCUCCCCUCUCCCAGUGCCCCCACUCCCAGCUCCCGCCCCAAGCCGACCACCAGACCCCUUCCCCUGCUGCCGGAGCCUGAACCGAGCCCGGCUGGCUGUGCUGCGCGGUGCCGCCGGGAAAGAUGGUCGUGGCGCUGCGGUACGUGUGGCCUCUCCUCCUCUGCAGCCCCUGCCUGCUUAUCCAGAUCCCCGAGGAAUUGAUGGAGCCACCUGUCAUCACAGAACAGUCUCCACGGCGCCUGGUUGUCUUCCCCACAGAUGACAUCAGCCUCAAGUGUGAGGCCAGUGGCAAGCCUGAAGUGCAGUUCCGCUGGACGAGGGAUGGUGUCCACUUCAAACCCAAGGAAGAGCUGGGUGUGACUGUGUACCAGUCGCCCCACUCUGGCUCCUUCACCAUCACAGGCAACAACAGCAACUUUGCCCAGAGGUUCCAGGGCAUCUACCGCUGCUUUGCCAGCAAUAAGCUGGGCACCGCCAUGUCCCAUGAGAUCCGACUCAUGGCCGAGGGUGCCCCCAAGUGGCCAAAGGAGACAGUGAAGCCCGUGGAGGUGGAGGAAGGGGAGUCAGUUGUUCUGCCUUGCCACCCUCCCCCAAGUGCAGAGCCUCUCCGGAUAUACUGGAUGAACAGCAAGAUCUUGCACAUCAAGCAGGAUGAGCGGGUGACGAUGGGCCAGAACGGCAACCUCUACUUUGCCAAUGUGCUCACCUCUGACAAUCACUCAGACUACAUCUGCCACGCCCACUUCCCAGGCACCAGGACUAUCAUUCAGAAGGAGCCCAUUGACCUCCGGGUCAAGGCCACCAACAGCAUGAUUGACAGGAAGCCGCGCCUGCUCUUCCCCACCAACUCCAGCAGCCACCUGGUGGCCUUGCAGGGGCAGCCAUUGGUCCUAGAGUGCAUCGCCGAGGGCUUUCCCACGCCCACCAUCAAAUGGCUGCGCCCCAGCGGCCCCAUGCCAGCCGACCGUGUCACCUACCAGAACCACAACAAGACCCUGCAGCUGCUGAAAGUGGGCGAGGAGGAUGAUGGCGAGUACCGCUGCCUGGCUGAGAACUCACUGGGCAGUGCCCGGCACGCCUACUAUGUCACUGUGGAGGCUGCCCCGUACUGGCUGCACAAGCCCCAGAACCAUCUAUAUGGGCCAGGAGAGACUGCCCGCCUGGACUGUCAAGUCCAGGGCAGGCCCCAACCAGAGGUCACCUGGAGAAUCAACGGGAUCCCUGUGGAGGAGUUGGCCAAGGACCAGAAGUACCGGAUUCAGCGUGGUGCCCUGAUCCUGAGCAACGUGCAGCCCAGUGACACAAUGGUGACCCAAUGUGAGGCUCGCAACCGGCAUGGGCUCCUGCUGGCCAAUGCCUACAUCCAUGUUGUCCAGCUGCCGGCCAAGAUCCUGACUGCGGACAAUCAGACGUACAUGGCCGUCCAAGGCAGCACCGCCUACCUUCUCUGCAAGGCCUUUGGAGCGCCUGUGCCCAGCGUUCAGUGGCUGGACGAGGAUGGGACAACAGUGCUUCAGGAUGAACGCUUCUUCCCCUAUGCCAACGGGACUCUGGGCAUUCGAGACCUCCAGGCCAAUGACACUGGACGCUACUUCUGCCUGGCUGCCAAUGACCAAAACAAUGUGACCAUUGUGGCUAACUUGAAGGUUAAAGAUGCAACUCAGAUCACGCAGGGACCCCGCAGCACAAUCGAGAAGAAAGGUUCCAGGGUGACCUUCACGUGCCAGGCCUCCUUUGACCCCUCCUUGCAGCCCAGCAUCACCUGGCGUGGGGACGGCCGAGACCUCCAGGAGCUUGGGGACAGUGACAAGUACUUCAUAGAGGAUGGGCGCCUGGUCAUCCACAGCCUGGACUACAGCGACCAGGGCAACUACAGCUGCGUGGCCAGCACUGAGCUGGAUGUUGUGGAGAGUAGGGCACAGCUCUUGGUGGUGGGGAGCCCCGGGCCAGUGCCACGGCUGGUGCUGUCCGAUCUGGACCUGCUGACGCAGAGCCAGGUGCGCGUGUCCUGGAGUCCUGCAGAAGACCACAACGCCCCCAUUGAGAAAUAUGACAUUGAAUUUGAGGACAAGGAAAUGGCGCCUGAAAAAUGGUACAGUCUGGGCAAGGUUCCAGGAAACCAGACCUCUACCACCCUCAAGCUGUCGCCCUAUGUCCACUACACCUUUAGGGUUACUGCCAUCAACAAAUACGGCCCCGGGGAGCCCAGCCCCGUCUCUGAGACUGUGGUCACACCUGAGGCAGCCCCGGAGAAGAACCCUGUAGAUGUGAAGGGGGAAGGAAAUGAGACCACCAAUAUGGUCAUCACAUGGAAGCCGCUCCGGUGGAUGGACUGGAACGCCCCCCAGGUUCAGUACCGCGUGCAGUGGCGCCCUCAGGGCACACGAGGGCCCUGGCAGGAGCAGAUUGUCAGCGACCCCUUCCUGGUGGUGUCCAACACGUCCACCUUUGUGCCCUAUGAGAUCAAAGUCCAGGCUGUCAACAGCCAGGGCAAGGGACCAGAGCCCCAGGUCACCAUCGGCUACUCCGGAGAGGACUGUGAGUAUCUGGCAGGCUCCUUCGCCCAGGGUGGAGCUCGCCUGCUUCCACCCCAGCCCAUGUCCACCCCUCUCAGCGCUGGUGUGCGCCUUUCCUAA